Molecule: messenger RNA, 1116 nt
Organism: Stomoxys calcitrans (stable fly)
Lineage: Eukaryota; Metazoa; Arthropoda; Insecta; Diptera; Muscidae
Gene: Pex12
Product: peroxisome assembly protein 12
Exons: 1
Coding region: 89-973 (294 amino acids)
Biological process (GO): protein monoubiquitination; protein import into peroxisome matrix
Cellular component (GO): peroxisomal importomer complex; peroxisomal membrane
Molecular function (GO): protein binding; ubiquitin-protein transferase activity; zinc ion binding
Source: RefSeq, a predicted model, not a curated record
UUAUCAGUUUAAAUAUUAGUCUUGGAAUUGAUUGAUCUUUUUGGACACACAAUUAAUUAAUUUAUUUUGUACUAAGUCGGUGGCCAAGAUGUCUGAGGGGGCCAAUGUAAGGCAAAAUUUACAAAAUAUACCCUCAAUCUUUGAAAUAUCUGCGGCUGAAACAUUGGACAAUCUCAUCUAUCCGGCCUUAAGUAAAAUAUUUGAUUUCUUGGGUCUGCGAUUGGACUUUAAGCUUUCGGAUACAAAGCGCAUUAGGGAAGAGAUAUCACCUAUAGUAACAUGGAUUCUGCAAUAUAUGUAUCUUCGCAAGCGGGGCUCUUCAUUUGGCGAAAGUUUUUACGGUUUGCAGAGGACACACACGACGACUGGUGAAUUGCUGAGCAGGCAGCAGGAACUAAUAUCUGCCUCACUGUUAACUUUACUACCAUAUGUCGAGCGUAAAUUAAGGACCAGAGUGCAAAAUGAUGAAGCUUCGGCCUGGGAGGAGUAUGCUUUGAAAAUGUUCAAUGCCUAUAAGGCCUCCAAGGCAAUACACACCUUCAUGUAUUUGGUUAAAUAUGCUGGAAGUCAUUCGCCCAUUUUUCGAGCUUUGAGGCUCACCUUACGCUAUCCCACAGAGCCGCCCAAGGAAGAUAAGGCAACCUAUAUUGUACUCAAGUUGUUGGAAGUAUUGGCCUUCUUUUUGCAAUUCAUACAAUGGUGGUAUUCGAAUGAGCAGAGACGUAAAAUAGGCGGUACUCUUCAAAAUCCCGAUGCCAUGGAGGAGAAUUCUGACAUACCCAAAAAAUGUGAUACACCGCCAGGAGAGUGUCCUAUAUGUUUGAUGAAAAUUGACAACCCUACGGCAUGUGCUGUAUCGGGCUAUGUUUAUUGUUGGAAAUGCAUAAUGACGCGUUUGAAAACUCAUCCCACAUGUCCGGUGACGGGUUAUGCCAUUAGUAUUGAUGAUCUUAUAAGAAUUUAUGAAUCGUAGUAUUAUUAGGCAAGGAUUUGUUAAAUGUUUAGAUAAGUUAAGGGAUUAAAAAUUUGGCUGUAUUGUAUGCAAAGAUAGCACAACGGUUUAGGGAUUAACUAUUUUAUACCAAAUACAAUGAUAUUAGCUACAAAAACAAUAAA